GAACCAUACGAAUAUGCUGCUGGAUUUGUCAGCUAUUUUGGGCGUGGCAAGGCCGAAUACUUGCUGUAUAAAUUGAACCAAAUUCGUGACUUCUACAUCAUUGUCCAGUUCGCCACAACAGUGUCAAAAUGAACGCAUUCGCCAUCCUUUUCGCUUUUGGAGCUUUUGCCACCGCCAACGCAGGACUUCUCCCUGUAGUAGCCUCCAGGUCGGUAGUAUCUCCACUAGCAGCCGGAGCCAUAGUGGUACCAAGAGGCUCUGGAUUCGAGGGCCAGUACAUCCCAGACAAUCUGGAAAAACUCUACGAUGACGGUUCCUACAGACCCGAAUUGAGAGCCCAACCCCUGUCUGCCUCCCCCUACGGUUUGGUCCCAUCUGGAAGCGGUCUUGAAGGUGCCUACGUCCACGACAACACCGAAAAACUCUUCGACGACGGUUCUUACAAGCCCCAGCUCAGAGCUGUACCAUUGGCCCCAUCUCCAUACGGUCUUGUACCAGCUGGAUCCGGUUUGGAAGGCCAAUACGUUCAGGACAUCAACGAAAAACUUUACGAUGACGGUUCAUACAAACCCGAUUUGGAAGCUGUCCUUGCUGUUAAACACUUGAUUGUAUAGACUGUGACUGUUAUUAUAGGUUUUUGUAAUUAAAUGUAAAAUAUUUUCAAUUCA
Messenger RNA from Coccinella septempunctata (seven-spotted ladybird), 668 nucleotides. RefSeq lists its product as uncharacterized. The record is from RefSeq and is a predicted model, not a curated record. NCBI's taxonomy places the organism in Eukaryota, Metazoa, Arthropoda, Insecta, Coleoptera, Coccinellidae. The transcript has 2 exons. The coding region runs from base 129 to 614 and encodes 161 amino acids.